GAGCUUGAUAGAACAGACAGUAGAAGCAGCCUAGACAACAGACAAACAGAAUCAAGAAGAUGUCUGACAGAAGAAGCCCAAGGAAAAGAUUGCACCGCCAUGACGCAGCCUCGGACAGCAACAGUUCGGACGAGGAGGUGGAGUACCAGUCGACAGGACCAGUGUCGCAAGACGACGCACACCGUAGCGGGCGGCGCAACCCGCUAGACUCGUCUCCGCCAGCAUCAGAUAUUCCGGACCUGGCGUCGUCACCGAACGCCAAACUGUUUGACAACGACGACGAUGAGAACGAGGAGUCGGUUCACAACGAGGUUGAAGACGACCUGCGGGACUUGGACGACGAAAUGGAGGAGGCCACGGGCCGAGACCUUAUUGGCGACGAUAUGAUGGACGACUACAGAGAGCGUCCGGGUGAGGACGCUUACGAGGGGUUGGACAUCGACGACGACGUGGUGGAUGAUAUGGACAUUGGUCAGCGGAGACAGGUGGACAGGCUCCUCAACCUCCGGGACGACUACUCCAGAAGGCAGAACUUGGACUUAGACGAGGACGACCAGGAGAUGCGUGGCUCGCAGUCAGAGGACGAGUUUGGAUUGCCCACACAGAGAACGAGAAGACGGUUCGAGGAGGACUUCAACAACGAGGACCUUGCUGCGAACGAGAUCGCCUAUGCACAGUUGAUCGACGUCAAGGCGCCUUCGGUUCUUGAGUGGAUCUGCCAGCCCCAGGUGACCAGAACCAUUGCUCGGGAGUUCAAGUCGUUUCUCUUGGAGUUUGUCGAUGACAAAGGUCGGUCUGUGUACGGGCCGAAGAUCAGAGAGAUGGGAGAGUCGAACAGCGAGUCGUUGGAGGUCUCGUACUCCCAUUUGUUGAACUCCAAAGCCAUUUUGGCGGAUUUCCUCAGACAGUGCCCGGAAGAGAUGCUGAAGAUCUUUGACGUUGUUGCCAUGGAGGCCACGGAGAUCCAUUACUCGGAUUACACUCAGAUUCAUUCCGAGAUCCACGUCAGAAUAACAGACUAUUACGAGAUGCUGAACUUGCGAGACUUGAGACAGAACCACUUGAACAACCUUGUCAAGAUUAGAGGUGUUGUCACAAGAAGAACAGGAAUCUUCCCCCAACUCAAGUACAUCAAGUUUGACUGUCCUCAGUGUAAGACAGUGCUUGGUCCCUACUUCCAGGACUCGAAUCAGGAAAUCAAGAUUAGAUACUGCUCCAACUGUGAGUACCGAGGGAAAAUGCCAAUCAAUUCGGAGCAGACGGUGUACAGAAACUACCAAAGAAUCACUGUACAGGAGUCCCCAGGCUCGAUGCCCGCCGGUCGUCUACCCCGUCACAAGGAAGCAAUUUUGCUCUGGGACUUGGUCGAUGUGGCCAAACCCGGCGAGGAAGUUGAGCUUACGGGGAUAUACAAAAACUCGUACGACGGUAUCUUAAACGCCAAGAACGGUUUUCCUGUUUUCGCCACCGUCAUUGAGACAAAUUCGAUCAAGCGUCGGGAAGGUGGCAGUGACGAUACAGACUCUUCUUCGGCCUACCAGAUCUCUUUAGAAGAUGAAAAGACAUUCAGAAGUAUGUCGAACCAGCCGGAUAUCAUUGAAAAAAUUAUCUCCUCCAUGGCCCCUUCGAUUUAUGGUCACAAGUACAUCAAGACUGCCGUUGCUUGCGCGUUAUUCGGAGGUGUUCCAAAGGACGUCAAUGGGAAGCAUUCGAUCAGAGGAGAUAUCAAUGUUUUAUUGUUGGGUGACCCUGGUACUGCAAAGUCCCAGAUCUUGAAGUAUGUCGAGAAAACCGCAUACCGUGCUGUUUUUUCAACGGGUCAGGGUGCAUCUGCUGUUGGUUUGACUGCCUCUGUUCGUAAAGACCCGGUCACCAAAGAAUGGACCUUGGAGGGCGGGGCCUUAGUCUUGGCCGACAAGGGUGUCUGCAUGAUUGACGAGUUUGACAAGAUGAAUGACCAGGAUCGUACCUCCAUCCACGAAGCCAUGGAGCAGCAGUCUAUCUCUAUCUCCAAGGCAGGUAUCGUGACGACUCUACAGGCAAGAUGCUCGGUCAUUGCGGCUGCAAACCCUAUCGGAGGUAGGUACAACAGUACCGUCGAUCUACAAAGAAACGUCAACUUGACUGAACCUAUUCUUUCGAGAUUUGACGUCAUCUGUGUCGUGAGAGAUUUAUGUAACCCCGAGAACGACGAGAGGUUGGCCACGUUCGUGGUCGACUCGCACAUGAGAUCGUAUCCUGACGAUGGGGACGAGGAUGAUUUAGAUGAGGGUUCCGAUGCAGAAAAUAUUAAGGAAGACGGCGAGUCUGACGACGAGAUGAACGAAGAGAUGAUGCGUGAAAGACGAAAGAAAAGACAGGAGAAGAUCAAACGAGCAAAGGAGAGUGAGAUUUCACCAAUUCCACAGGACGUGCUCGUGAAAUAUCUCUAUUACGCCCGGAGCCGCAUCCAGCCCAAACUCAAUCAGAUGGACAUGGACAAGGUCUCCCGGGUUUACUCCGACCUCAGAAAGGAGUCCAACACCACAGGCUCUUUCCCGAUCACCGUGAGACAUUUAGAGUCGAUCUUGAGAAUUGCGGAGUCCUUUGCAAAGAUGAGACUCAGUCCGUACGUCUCCAGCAGCGACUUGGACCGUGCCAUCAAAGUCGUUGUGGACAGCUUUAUCGGUGCCCAGAAGAUCAGCAUCAGAAGACAGUUGCAGAGAAGCUUCAUGAAGUACACCUUGCCGCACCGGUCGCAGCGGGGCAGCGGCCGAAACGCAGGCCCGACGCCUGCCCCCGCCACCGCUGCAGCAUGAUCCAUGUCUGUAUCCGUCGUCGACAUAUAUACCCCCGUCCCCUCUUUUGUAUCAUUCCUUCCUUGUGUGUAUACUCCCGCUUUUAUUUAAUUCCGAUCCUCUGGUCUUCUCCGAA
Molecule: messenger RNA, 2913 nt
Organism: Pichia membranifaciens NRRL Y-2026
Lineage: Eukaryota; Fungi; Ascomycota; Pichiomycetes; Pichiales; Pichiaceae
Exons: 1
Coding region: 60-2798 (912 amino acids)
Biological process (GO): double-strand break repair via break-induced replication; mitotic DNA replication initiation
Cellular component (GO): MCM complex; nucleus
Molecular function (GO): single-stranded DNA helicase activity; ATP binding; 3'-5' DNA helicase activity
Source: RefSeq, a predicted model, not a curated record